ACAGCAUCCCGUUGCAUCGCGGCGCGACUUGCAGCCGGCUACAUCGCUAUAUAGUACUAUCUCCAGCCAGAGUGACGGCAGCGCCGCCGUCGCGCUCUCUCACAGCCAUAGCAGCUCAGUCGAGCUCGGCUCCUCGUCGAGCUAAGUUGUGCCGUGCAUCCGAGAUCUCCGCGAGCGCGCACACGUCUCUCUCUCUCUCUCUCUCUCAGUGAUCCUGCUCUUCGCCCCCCGAACUCGUAGUGCUUUUCUAUCUCGAGCCAUAUCCUAGUGCUACGCUGUGGCUGUGCCUCGUAUACACAUAUAUUACAUAGUGCGUGUGGCGCAUUGUUUCCCACCGUCGGGGAGAGAACAGCCCGGGAAACGACGGACACUGCAGCCGCGGCUCUACGGCCAUUCAAGAAGUUAUAGCAUGUCUUGACAAGUAAGGAGGCUCUUUUGCACCGGUUGAUCAUUUGGCAGCCAUUAAGGUCAAACCAAAAUGGCGGUCGGUCAGCAGCCUCCGGAGCAAUACACGGUGCCGCAGCUCGCGAGGAUCUUCCACCAGUUUCCCCACGUCAAUGUUUCUAUGCACAAAAUUAACAACACCUUCAACCCGACGUCGCCUGUUUAUGGGGAGAGCCUCGGAAUCCUGGGCAGUGUACCGGCGGCUCUGCUGAUCCUGACGCUGCUGGUGCUCCUGGUGUACCUGGUGACGCGUUGCUGCGACCGUAAGCCCCGGCACCGGCGCUCGAUAGCUCUGCUGAAAUGCUGCCUGGCGAUUCUGGCCAUCCUCUGCUGUUGCGCCGUCGCCGUCGGCCUCUACGGCAACGACGACGUCCACAACGGCCUCGUCCAGCUCAUCGCGGCCGCCAAGAACAUCGACGGCUCCAUCAUGGCUGUGAGGAACCAGACCGACACGAUAAACCAGACGCUGACCCGUAAAGUCAGCGAGGACCUGCUGGCACUGAAGGACCUCCUCGACGCUCCGGUCACCAACAAGACCAUCUUGGGCAUGGCCUACCACGUGUACGACCUUAUCAAGUUCAACGAGAGCAUCGUAGUGAACCGUACCAACGACAUCCGCAGGCCGCUCGGCAUAUCUCUGGCACCGGCUAUCGAGCUCGUCGAGAAGAUCGAGCUUUACAGGUGGCCCGUCACCAUGGCUGUGCUCAGCGCACUUCUCAUCCUCUGCGUGGUCCUGCUGGUCGGCGUCGCGCGACACUCCAGAUGCGCCCUCAUCACGUUCUCCGUGUUCGGCCUAUUCGCGGUGAUAACCUCGUGGCUGAUGGCCUCGAUAUACCUGGCUGGCUCGGUUGCUCUGGGCGACCUGUGCGUCGCACCGGACGAGUACAUCAGCAGAGCCGCGCCGUCGCCCCUGGCCGCCGAAGUUUUCUCGUAUUACACGCACUGCGAGAACGCGCGCACCAAUCCGUUCACCCAGAAGCUUCUCAUCGCCAAGCAGUCGGUCGACAACAUGAGGCGGAACCUCGAAGACAUGAAGCGGCUCGCCUUCAUGCUCAUCAAUCCUCAACAGCUUCAGCCGAGAUUCAGUAGUCUGCUCAACGACAUCAUCUUCGUCGACAACAAGCUCACCAGUCUCACGACCUUCCUCGACUGUAAACCGCUGCACAAGCAGUACGUUCACGCGGCUAAGAGUCUCUGCCACUUUGGAUUGUUCGGACUGACCCUGAUGCUUUUGGCGAGCGUGGCGUCCGGUUUCCUCUUCACCGUUCUCGUCUGGGUUGACUCUCACACGUGGAUUUACAUCAGAAAACGAAACGACUAUCACCAGGUGAACGAGCAGGACCCCUACCUGCCGCCGUCGGCGGCCUCACAGGCGAUAGCAGCGCGGACACUCCGAGGCCAAGGGUCGUACCCGCCUACAGCCCCUCCUCUUAAUCCAAAUGCUCAUGGCAACCAUACUAUUAAGCAGCCUCUAUUGCUAACGCCGCCCCCGCCGUCUUACGCUACUGCUGUGACAGCCCGCGCACGUCAGAUGCACGAGAGCAUGUCCAAAGGUGGGGGCCUUAACGGGAGCGGAAUUGGGGAUCACAAAUCGAGUCAGCAUAAUCAGCAGACAAGCGGACGAGCUGACCAUCGUGCCGGGCUCGGGGAUCAGCCUGGCCAGUACGCGACUCUGAGCAAGCAGUGCAAGACCCUGGAGUCAAGUGAUUUCUACUGAGGGCACGCCCCCUCGGGACCGGGAAGAGAGCCACCAUGGACGCCGAGUGUAGCUUCGUUCACGGGCGGUAGCAACCUGUCGCACAACUCUCACGGCAGCAUCGGCGGCCAGCAGCAGCAUUUAGCAACCUUCCAGGAUUCGCGCAAGACCCAAACCCUCGAUCCCAAGAACCUCGCCAACCUAAAACGUGGCCCGACACCCGCCUGGAACCAGACGGGCCGACCCUUGCCAGUGCCCAAUCCCAGCACCAACAACAGUUGGGACAUAGAGGCACACUCGCGCAGCAACAUGAACCAGUUCCGCUCGCUCGUGCGCAACAAGGCACCGGGAUCGGUUCGCAUUCAAGACCAGCAGCAUCACCAGCAGAAUCAGCAGCAGUCGAUGCAGGACCAGGUUCGCACCCUCGAUAGGAACUUCUCUAGGGCGCACAGCAACGGCUAUGACGGAAGUCAUUCCGUAGGGGUCGGAAAUAACGCAGGCAGCACCGUGCCCAAUAUGUACGGUACGUACAAUUGGAGGCACGACAAACACCAGCAACAUCAGCAGCAGCAGCAACAACAGCAACAACAGCAGCAGCAGGUGUCGACGCUCAGUCAAGUACAGGGAAGCGAUCCUAAUCUGUACGCUGUUACCGAGCUGUAAGCUGUGUAUUAGGCCAUGCGGUUUUUAGGAUAGACAGCGUAUCUUUUUACAAUAUCUUUUCUUAGAUACAAUUUUGAAAAGGAUUGCUAUUCUUUCACAAAAGGGUAAUAAGAGAAGAUUACUAAAAGAAACGUAGUCUUGGCUCAGACUAAUCUGGAAGGGGUGGAAUGUAUUGCAAGUCGUUGCGCAAUUGUAUUUUUAAACUAUUCCUUGGACUGUUUUUAAUUUUUACUGCUACUUUUUUUUGGAAAAUAAUUUUUCUAAUAUUGCAAAACCAAGAAUUUACAUAAAAUGAUUCGUGAUCUGCUUUUGUGUUUUACCGAAUUAAUUUAUUUCCACGCUGAUUUUUUUAUGUUACGUUGAUAAAACGUGAUUUAAAAAGCAGUUGCUCAGCGACGGUACAAGGGAAAAAGUAGAAAAAUACAAAAAAAAAGUCUUACAUACCCUGUAACAGCGUAAUUGCGUUAAAGCGUCUGUGCGUUCAGUUGGUGGUGGUGGUGGCAGGUGAGGGCUUUUUUUCCUUUAGUUCAACGCGAUAAGUGUAUCGAGCGAGAAACCAAAGAGCGAAAAGAGGGGGCGUUUAAAACCUCGGAAAUCGAAGAAGAUGAAAAAAUUAAAAACGAGAACCUUUGAAGCCUAAGAGAUGUUCAUCGAAUAGGAAGACAAAGGAAGUAGUAGGAGGGAAAUUUAAUCGAAGAUUAACUAGGCGUAUUACACGUAUAUCGAUUGUAUUUGUAUAUCAUGUACAGUGGCCAUGAUAGAGUUUGUUUAUCUAUUUUGUCCUAUUAUCCUUACGAGUAUGCAUUUAUUAUAUAGUUUAAUAAGAGAAAAUGAAGGAAGGAUUUUAUAGGACCGUUACUUCGACACUUUUUAUACUUGAGAUCUAUAUAAACGUACUUUACGUUAGAUCCUUUAAGGUUUUAUCAUUGAUUUAUAAUGAUAUAAUUUAGUUGUAGUUUUGAUUAAUAUAAUGAUUAUAUUAUAAAUGUGAGAAGUAUGGAUUAUGUGUUACUUUUAUACCAUAAUUGCUAUUAAGAAGUGCCGAAGUAUCGUUAUCUAGCCACUUCCUAGAAAUAAUUUUAGUAUUUUUUAAGUUUUGUAAAUGAGUUCCACGUUCGUGUAUCCGAUGUGUAAUUUGAUAUCGAAAUGUUUAAAACAAAAGACAUUUGUUGUAAUUUUUUUAAGAACUUUUUUUACUACGAAGAUUGAACCUAGCACGACAUAAUGACGUGCGUUGUAACACAAAUUUGGUGAGCGUUUUCUUUUUAACGUAAGAGACCGUAAGAAAAGCGAUAUUAAUUGAAAAUUCACGUGAAAGGUAUACCAAGAGACACUUUUUUAUACAAUCUUUUUACACUUUAAUAUUGAAAAGAAAGGAGUAAGGAACAAACGCGUGAUUUGAUAAAGACAGCGUUAACCAAGCACACAUAUACACAAUUUAUUUUCCGUUAAAAGUUCGAUGCAUUUAUAAGGAUUAUUUAUGCUAAAGUUAUAAUAAUAGAGAAGCUAAGAGUUACCGCACGAUAUAAAGACGUUACACGAGUGAUAAAGAGGAAGUAAUUUAUUGCAUUCAAUUCAUAUAAGACUUUCGAAUUAUAAUGAAAAAUAAAUAACGAAGGAAAAUAUGAAAAAAAAUCUAUUUCAAAGUACUGCCGUUCCUUGCGUGAACACCCGUCUUAAGUACAAAGCCCAAACCGGCUGAUCUUUUUUUAAUUAUUAUUAUUUCCUUUUUUUCUACGACAUUGUAUCGAUAAAAGUUAUUUAAAAAAUGAUGAUAAUAAUAUUGUAACGAUAUAGAAUAACCGACUGAUUGAUUUUUACGAAACGCGCGAGCUAUAGGAAAAUAAAAGAAAACGAUAUACCUUUGAGGUUUCAUUCCAUAAAAUGUCCGCUUAUCUUAAAAGGUUUCGAAAAGCAUACCCUAAACUGUAUAUUGUUAAUUUUAUAUUUAUAAUAUUGUGUUAGAUUUUUCUUUCCUUUUAUAUAUUAGAUUAAAUAAAAUUCACUUUAUCUCCCAUAAGUAUAUUAUAUGUGAAGAAUAAGGAAAAUUUUGUAUAAAGCAUUAUUUAAAUAAAAUUUAUUUGGUCUGAACAAAGACAACUUUUUCUAUUUUCCAAAAUUCGUACACGUAUUUAAAUGUGAAAACAAAUAUAAAAUUAACAAUCGAGUAGUAUGGUUUUAGAUUUGGUUUUCUGAUUACUGAUCAGUCAUAAGAGAUACAAAAAUAAGAGUAUUUCAGAAAUAAAAAGAAAACCGUGGGACCUAAAUUCAUCCGAUGGUUGUAAUAACAAAACACUCGUAAAAUAAAUGAAUGCAGACAUUUGCAACGAAAAAUCAGCGACACACGACCACUUUUUUCCACGUUUCCAUACCAUCACUUGGCCAUUCCUGUACAUAUAAAGCUCAGUGAGGAGAGAAUACAAGAAAAAUAAACAUAGUGCAUAAACGUAAUAAGAUUAUGGAGUAAAUGUGUAAAGUGUGAUACUCUUUAUCUAGUAAUGUUUUAACAUGGGCUAUGCUCAAAAAUAAA
Molecule: messenger RNA, 5333 nt
Organism: Nasonia vitripennis (jewel wasp)
Lineage: Eukaryota; Metazoa; Arthropoda; Insecta; Hymenoptera; Pteromalidae
Gene: tty
Product: protein tweety
Exons: 9
Coding region: 479-2161 (560 amino acids)
Cellular component (GO): plasma membrane
Molecular function (GO): volume-sensitive chloride channel activity; intracellularly calcium-gated chloride channel activity
Source: RefSeq, a predicted model, not a curated record